AUGAGGGCUUCGACUCUCACUGCCGACCUUGUGUCGGUAGGCUUUCUACUAGCAUGUCUUCUUCGCGCAUCUGCACUUUCAGAAAUGAGAGAUGUCAUUGUGGAGCGCGACGCACAUAACGGAGAUGCUGUUGAACUGCCAGACUAUGAUCAAUACGGAGGACCUCCACCCAACCGUGGCGCUUACGAUUAUGUUACUAUUACUUAUGGAGGAUACGGCCCGCCCCCUCCACCAACAUCGUCAUCGUCCACCCUGGGCCAGUCUGCUUCAGGAACGGCAACCUCUGCUGUCUCGAAUAGUCUGCCUUCUGGCGCAACAGCUAAUGCCUCAUCAGGCUUCUCUUCGUCAAGUCUGCCAACCUUGGGCACGACCUCCGCCUUAUCGUCAACAGUCACAGCACCUUUGGAGUCAUCUAUUUCGUAUACGGGUUCUGCGGUCGGAUCUAACACUCCUCCUGUCAGUACCUUAUUAGGACAAAGUACCGGAAGCAACAGCGCUCCUACGCUACCGACAACUGGAGGCAGCCCAACGAGCAGAUUGAGUACUCUGUCUGGCAGUACUACUUCUGCCUCGAUCGGAGGCGGGCUGUCUUCGCAGGCUACCCCUGUUGAGAGCCCACAGACAAACUCUCCCGGAACUGUCUCGCUUUCCUUCAGCGUAAGUUGA
This is a messenger RNA of Xylaria bambusicola, 666 nucleotides long. RefSeq lists its product as uncharacterized. The record is from RefSeq and is a predicted model, not a curated record. The transcript has 2 exons. The coding region runs from base 1 to 666 and encodes 221 amino acids. NCBI's taxonomy places the organism in Eukaryota, Fungi, Ascomycota, Sordariomycetes, Xylariales, Xylariaceae.